This is a messenger RNA of Anoplopoma fimbria (sablefish), 930 nucleotides long. Its product is annotated as homeobox protein orthopedia B-like. Gene Ontology annotation, molecular function: DNA-binding transcription factor activity, RNA polymerase II-specific; DNA binding. The coding region runs from base 1 to 930 and encodes 309 amino acids. The transcript is spliced from 3 exons. NCBI's taxonomy places the organism in Eukaryota, Metazoa, Chordata, Actinopteri, Perciformes, Anoplopomatidae. The record is from RefSeq and is a predicted model, not a curated record. Gene Ontology annotation, biological process: regulation of DNA-templated transcription; neuron differentiation.
AUGCUCUCUCAUGCCGACCUCCUGGAUGCUCGGCUCGGGAUGAAGGAUGCUGCAGAGUUACUCGGACACCGAGAGGCUCUCAAGUGCCGGCUGGGUGGUGGGGUGCCAGACCAGGGGCACCCGGGAGACAUGGCCCCUGGUUCGGACUCCGUGGAGGGAACCACUCUCCUGCCGGGAGAAGACAUCGCUAACGUGGGAUCCAACUCCGCCGGCAUGACGGUGAACGGGAAGGAGCAGGAGAAGCAGCAGCAGCAGCAGCCUCAGCAGAGCUCCAGUCAGUCCGCCAGCCAGAAACAGAAGCGGCACAGGACGCGCUUCACGCCGGCGCAGCUCAACGAGCUGGAGCGCAGCUUCGCCAAAACCCACUACCCUGACAUCUUCAUGAGGGAGGAGCUGGCGCUGAGGAUCGGCCUCACUGAGUCCAGAGUUCAGGUUUGGUUUCAGAACAGACGAGCCAAAUGGAAGAAGAGGAAGAAGACCACCAAUGUUUUCCGCUCCCCGGGAACUCUGCUUCCGACACCGGGCCUGCAGCAGUUCUCUGCCGCGGCCGCCAUGGAGAACAGCCUCUGCUCUUUCCACGCCAACGACUCUCGCUGGGCCACGGGGAUGCCGGGAGUGUCCCAGCUGCAGCUCCCGCCGGCCCUGGGUCGCCAGCCGGGCAUGCAGUCCCUGUCACAGUGCAGCCUGGGCCCAGGCCCUCCAAACUCCAUGGGUCUCUCCAACGGCCUCUCCUCCAACGGCUCCGGUCUGCAGUCCCACCUCUACCAGUCGCAUUUCCCCGGAAUGUCGGCCUCUCUCUCCGGCCCCUCAAACGUAUCGGGCUCGCCGCAGCUGUGUACUUCCCCGGACAGUGACAUGUGGAGAGGGACAAGCAUCGCCUCACUGCGGCGCAAAGCCCUGGAGCACACAGUGUCCAUGAGUUUCACUUAG